AUGCCUGGCUGGCUGAAGCAACUGCGACUGCUCAGUGCGCCACCGCGUUUCCGUGGCAGGGCUUUCAGUUCCUCACCUUGGGCACUUGGCAAACUUCCGACCAAGGAUGAAAGUGUUGUCCUGGGCGCUGUGAGCUACGAUCCAGCCAUAUCAACCAUAUGGGAGAAGAUGAAGGCCUAUCUCAUCUCCGCUGGCUGUCCCUUUGAUUUUGUUCUCUUCACGAACUACGAGCGCCAAGUGGCCGCAUUGAUGGCAGGCCAUGUGGACAUUGCCUGGAAUGGUCCAGUUGCACAUGUGCUUGCUCAACAACAGGCCGGCCCAGAAAAUCUCAUCUCCCUAGGCAUGCGCGACGUGGAUUGCGACUUUGUUUCGGUCUGCGUGGCACGGAAGGACUCCAGCGUGUCGUCUGUCUCUGAGUUGUCCGGAAAAGUUGUGGCGACCGGGGCGCACGAUUCUCCCCAAGCCCACCUUGUACCUUUGUACUGGCUGGGCGAGCUGGGAGUGAAGCCGGCGGAGGUGAAAUCCUUUGAUCUGGAUCUGGGGAAGCAUGGUGACACAGCCAUUGGUGAAGUGAAAGCCAUGGAGGCCCUGUUGGAAGGUCAGGCAGAUGCUGGGCUGCUGUCCAAGAUGAUGUGGGAUCGAGCUGUGGAAGGGCAGCUUCCAAGCAUUGACAAAGCGCAGCUGGAGAAGAAUUUGCAAGUUUUGCCAGAGGCUCCCCCACUCUUCGACCAUUGCCAGUUCGACGUCCUGGCCUCGAACCCAGCCUGGAAGCGGGAGAGCUUUGUGGACGCCAUCUUCAAGAUGGAUAUCCAGAACCCCGCGCACCAAGAGGUGAUGCGCCUGGAGGGCAUUCAACAGAAAUGGAUGCCGCCUCGACAGGAAGGCUAUGCGGUGGUUUCCAAAUCCCUGGCUGCGGUUUCGAAGAGACAUUUCAGUACCUCCACAGGCUCCACCGGAAGGACCAGUGGUUCGCACAGUCACAGGCAGAGGUCGUCUCUGGGGCAUUUGCCGCGUUCACAUCGUGCCUGGAAUGGUGUCCGAAACUUCAGUUCAAAGCCAACUGUUGGAGUGGUAGGAGCUGGUGUGGCUGGUUUGCAGACCAUCAGAUCCUUGCGGGCCAAGGGUUUCGAUGUGAAGGUUUUUGAGCAAGAUGCCCGUGUUGGUGGAGUUUGGCGAGAGAACUAUGUGAAUUUUGGAGUUCAGGUGCCAAAACAGCUCUAUGAAUUCCUGGAUUUCCCCUUCAACCUGCCAUGGGGCCAGUAUCCCACCGGUCCAGAGACCCAGCAAUACAUCGAGGAUUAUGUGGAUCAUUUCCAGUUGAGGGAUGCCAUAGAGACAGGGACACAGGUGGAGAGCGUUUCUCCGAAAGACAGCCGUUGGGUCAUCAAAACGCAGUCGGAUGGCAGCUCCAAGGAGGAAACCUUCGACUAUUGCGUCAUUGCCACUGGCCUCUACAGCAAAACCAAACUCUUCAUGCCGGAGAUACCGAACAAAGAGAAGUUUCAGGGCAAGGUGCUGCAUUCCACCAACUUCCAAGAUGUGAGUCUGGCAGAAGGCAAGCGCGUGGUGGUUGUUGGCAAUGGCAAGUCAGCAGUGGACUGUGCCGUUGAAGCUUCAAAAGCGCCAGGUGCCAAGGUGACCUUGGUGAGUCGGAAAGCGCAUUGGCCGACGCCGCGGAAGAUUGCGGAUCUCAUCCCGUUCCAAUACGUCUUCCUGUCCCGCCUGGGUCAGGCCUUGGUCACCGGUCACAGGGGUGCGCUACCUGGGGCGCCGGCGCAUAUGUCGUGGUGGCACACACUGGGAUGGCCUGUGAUGGCGGGAGCUUUCACAGUGGUGGAGAUGCUGUUUGCCUUACAGUUUCGGAAUAUGAGUGGCAGCACUUCGCCCCUGUUCAAAUGUGAUGUGGUUUCCGAUUUCUAUGGCCACGCCCAAGUCUUGGACUAUUCCUUCCGCGACUUGGUUUCCAAAGGGCAGAUCGAUUGGGUCAUGGCCAGCCCCGAGAGCUACACCUCCAACGGCUUGAAACUGGCAACGGGUGAGACGUUGGAGGCGGAUCUGAUGGUGUUUGCCACCGGCUUCCAAAAGGAUUACAGCUAUUUCCCAGCUGAUCUACAGUCCAAGCUGGGCGUCGAGAGUGAUGGUCUGUAUUUGUGGAGGCACACCUUACACCCACAGGUGCCAGGUCUUGCCUUUGUUGGGAGCGAAUUGGCCACCAUCUCCAAUAUCAGUAGCUAUGGGCUCCAGUCAGCUUGGCUGGGGAAGGUGUGGGCUGGGGACAUUCCCUUGCCCAGCAGCGAGGAGAUGACCAAAGAGAUCCAACAGAUGAGGGACUGGAAGAGGAGUUGGAUGCCCGACACGGCCUCCAGGGCCAGUCUGGUGCUGCUGCAUCAGACCCAUUUCCAUGAUAUCUUGCUGAAGGACAUGAAAAUUCACCACCUGAGGAAAAUGCCCAAUGUCUUGGCGGAAGCUUUCAUGCCGUACCAGCCCCAGGACUACAGCGGCAUCGUGGGAGCGUGA
Messenger RNA from Cladocopium goreaui, 2517 nucleotides. Lineage: Eukaryota; Dinophyceae; Suessiales; Symbiodiniaceae. The record is from the annotation of a GenBank genome assembly.